AUGACCUCCGAUAUGAUUUUGAUAUGCACACAAGCACAGGCGCAUAUGGUGUUUCCUCAGAGCUGCAGCAAGAUGGCAGGGUCUAGAGAAUUCGAGAAGAGCGGAGCAAUGCAGCCACAUACCAUCGGAGUACAAACUGGGUACAGUUGCCAAGAUCACGACGCGGGGUUUUCAGCGAGAGGGGCUGGAGGCCUGGAAGGCCUCUGGUUCCUUAUCAAGACGCAGCUGAGAAAGCCAUGA
Molecule: messenger RNA, 240 nt
Organism: Trichoderma reesei QM6a
Lineage: Eukaryota; Fungi; Ascomycota; Sordariomycetes; Hypocreales; Hypocreaceae
Exons: 3
Coding region: 1-240 (79 amino acids)
Source: RefSeq, a predicted model, not a curated record